Messenger RNA from Olea europaea var. sylvestris, 662 nucleotides. RefSeq lists its product as uncharacterized. The transcript has 2 exons. Lineage: Eukaryota; Viridiplantae; Streptophyta; Magnoliopsida; Lamiales; Oleaceae. The coding region runs from base 81 to 422 and encodes 113 amino acids. The record is from RefSeq and is a predicted model, not a curated record.
UGGAAAAUGAGUAAAGAGAAGUAACAGAUUUGUCAAAUGAUGAUCAAACUCGUGUGGAAGAGAGAGAUACCUGUGUACCGAUGGAUUCUGUAUCUCAUGGUGAUGCAAUGGAGUCCAUCCCUACAGUGAUGGAAGAUGAGUCUCAUGACUCAAGUCAGAAUGGGCGCGGAAUGAGAAUCAAGAAAAUGAAACUCAUUCUUCAAUCUUCGUUCACAAAUCCGGAGAAGAGGAGGAAGCUUCACAAUGUAAACGCAUUUGACCCAUUUCAAGAGCUAGAUCCGACUAAGGCAGAUGACUUAGAGAAUUGGUUGGUUAAUGCACCUGACAGGUUACAAUCAAUGGAAGAUACGAGAAUAAAGAAAAUAAGCAGGAAAAACGACUCAAUUACAUCAAGGCAAAGUUUGGGGACUAGAAUGCAAUAAUCUAAAAUUUUAAUUUGAUCAAAGAACGAUGAGUUGAGAGCACCAAGAGUCAAUUGGAGUUGAAGAGAAGAUAAUGGGACAAGAAAUUUUGGAAAAUGACCAAAACACACACUUCAAAAAGUUUAGGGACCAAAUUGCAAAUUGGCCCCUAAAAUAGUUAAACUGUGCGUACGCAUAGGCUUGUAGGUCGUGCAUACGCACGAUUGGAAAAUUGAACUUCCGAAACUAAAUUGAUGAUAC